UCCGCUUACAUCCUCAACCCGGAGCUGAACUCUCGAGGACAGGUUCUCUCUUCAUCCUCAUCCUCAACCCACGCCAAUAAAAGUCUGGGUAGUGUGUACUUCAAGCCAGUCUGGAUAAAGCAGCAGGUUCACAACUUGAGAAAAUAUUCUGAUAGUUGGAACCGUGGACACGGAUACUCUAGAGAACUCCGGGUAUCCUGAAAAAUACAGUAAACCUGUCAAUACAAUCUAUACUUUACUUCCUGCUCCGUGUAUAGAAUUACACAGCUGAGAAUAGGACGGAUUAUCUACUGGAUAAAUUAUAUGAAAACCUACAGCUGGACUUUCUAACAUGCCUUCUAACUCUGUUACAAGAUUCACCAAAACUGCCUUCAACCGCCUUUAACACUGAAAAUAUAUUCGUUCCAGGUCGGAAGCUAUAUCCGUGUAUCCGGAUAUCUUCUGUUCUUUUCAUAUCCCGGAAAACCUGAACCCUCCCAGAGAAUCUUGGAUUCCAAGAACCGGUAUAAAGCCAAACCAAGCGACUUGGUUUUGUUUAUAUCCCCCUGGGCCCACACUAUACCAAUAGAUAGACCUUCAAGUCUUAUGCUUUCUCAAACUCAGGAAACCCUAUUCAGCUCCAGACUAGGACAAUCCUCUCUAAAUAUUAGAUUAGCUAAGAUCGUAGUCUUCACCCCAAUAAGUUCCCCCAUCUGCAUCCUGGAUAAAUAGAUACCUGGAGAACCUUAACAUAACCAUCAAGAGAAACCAAAUCUUUUCUUCUUCUCCAGGUACAAUUAGGUACUGGAGUAAAUCAAAUUUUCCACUGUGGGUUGUAAACCCCAAGUAUCCGUAUACUCCUGUCAGCACAAACAUCCAGAAUAUCCAGAAUUAAGAGUCAGCAUAUCUUCAUUUUCACUUCUCAUCAUAUUUUAUCCUCGCGGAUGUAUGUAUUGUAUGUAUAACUAAUAUAUGCUCCUGAUCUUAAUCAACUGUAUCUUAGGGAUAAAGAUACUUACUUUAGAAGAAAUAUCUAAUACCAGGAAAAUGUUCACAUAAUCUCAAGAAUAUCAAGAAUCUUCUGAACCUUAUCCAGCAGAACAUUUUUUAUCACAAAUGAAUCUUCAAAGUUUCUCUGGACAGACGGGAGGAAAGGAUAUCUCUGCUCUACUUAAUAAACCGGAUUCAGCUUGUUUCCCUCACAAGAUCAGAAAAACCCUCAGCUGUUUCAACUCAAACCCUAUCAAAAAUGUCCUUCAGAGUAUCUCCGACUGUCUACUUGAAACACAACCUUGUUUUAUAAAAUUCUCUGAUGUCUUCCAAUAUCGGAGUGCUGAACCCUGCUGUAGACAGCUCCAUGAUGUACUUCGCUAUCAAUGUCAACUUCCUUUGGCUAUACUCGGCUGUUGGUUUAUCAAUGAAUUCUGUUCCAUGCUGUCAUGCUUUGCUUCAUCGCUUACAAUCCUCCGAUGUUUCCUUCAAGUUCCUUUGAAAAACCUCAGACCAACAGCGGAGUACCCCGUACUCGGGUUCUCUCUUCUUAUGUACCCCGCUGUCAGAUCAAUAUCUCCAACAAUGUGCCCCGCUGUCGGUUCUUUACUCUACCAAUAUGCCGAUGUCGAUAUCGCUGUCGGUUCAUCUCUACACCGAUGUACAGAUUUUAUCUCACUGUCAAGAUCUUCUCUCCACCGAUGUACAGAUUUUAUCUCACUGUCAAGAUCUUCUCUCCACCGAUGUACAGAUUUUAUCUCACUGUCAAGAUCUUCUCUACACCGAUGUACCCAAGUCUCGGUUCUUCUCAUCCUCGAUGUACCCCUCUGUCGGUGUACACCACAGGCCAUUAUGAGUUAUUCCAUAAGGCACGCGGUGAAUGCCAACAGCGAGGUUACUCACUCUUCAAAAACUGGUUUGUUUUGUUUGUUUUUCUUUUUGAGCAGAUUUUAUUAUUGUAACCGUUCUCGGCAUGGCAUUCCGAUUGUGGCCUUCCCUAUUGUACCCUUAACCCUACACAAAAACAAACGUGAGCAUGCCGAAAGCUUAAAAAUCGUGCAUUUUUAUGUAAAAAUAUUUUCCGAUAUUUCUGGUCCAGAUUAUUUAUCAGUUUCUUCAGCUUUGUAAAUAUCUUUAAAAUAUUCAAUUUUAAAUUCCGAUAUAUGAUGUUAAAGAUUGGAAAUUUUAUCUAUAGAAGGACCGAACUUGUCUAGUUUAUCUAUGGUAGGACCGGACAUGUCUUGGUCCAAACAAACCUGUAUUUGCUCAGAAUUCAUCUCUUUGCAUCUCCAAGACCACAUCUUCUCUCAUGGUUUAUCCAUACUAUAAGCUCCAGGGGGAGUAGGGUUUAAUUAUUUAUAGAGGUUACAGAACAACUAUAUUGAAUUACUGGGAACAGGUUAGGAAACUUCUCCUUGGUUAUCAUUAUACUUUACAGAUUUUUACUUCUCUAGGAUAUCCGUCCUUGUUUAUCAUUAUACUUAACAGAUUCUUACUUCUCUGGGAUAUCCGUCAUUGUUUAUCAUUAUACUUUACAGAUUUUACUUCUCUAGGAUAUCCGUCCUUGUUUAUCAUUAUACUUUACAGAUUUUACUUCUCUAG
Eurytemora carolleeae is the source of this 2571-nucleotide messenger RNA. RefSeq lists its product as uncharacterized. The transcript is spliced from 2 exons. The coding region runs from base 1096 to 2097 and encodes 333 amino acids. NCBI's taxonomy places the organism in Eukaryota, Metazoa, Arthropoda, Copepoda, Calanoida, Temoridae. The record is from RefSeq and is a predicted model, not a curated record.